GCGCUGGGGGCCGCCAUGUUGCCGUACGGACGGAGCGCGGCGAGGCGCCGUGUCGGCGGCGGGAAGGCGGGGCCGCGGGACAACGAGCGGCGGCGGCGUGCGAGAGCGGCGGCACCGCCCAUGGGAACCGCCCGCCGGGAGGGCGCCCCGAGGAGCCGCGGCGGCCGGGCGCGGCCAUCGUGCCGUACGGAGCCCGCGGGGCCCCGCCCCUCCGCCCCCGGGAAGGCGGCUCCGCGUCGCCUCGCAGCAGCCGGUGUCGGCCCGGGCCGCUCGUCGGGAGGCGGCCGGACGGCGGCGAGGAAGAGGUUCCCUCUGAAGGACUCGAAGCGCCUGAUCCAGUGGCUGAAGGCUGUGCAGAGGGACAACUGGACCCCCACCAAGUACUCGUUCCUCUGCAGCGAGCACUUCACCAAGGACAGCUUCUCGCGGCGGCUGGAGGACCAGCACCGGCUGCUGAAGCCCACCGCCGUACCGACCAUCUUCCGGCUCAACGAGAAGAAGCGCGACAACCUGGAUUAUGUCAGGAGCAGAAGGAAAAUAGCCAGCAGGGUCCCGCUGCGCGAUGGGGAGGGCCCGAGGGAAGGAGGCUGUGAGGUAGCAGUGCAGAGGACCUCAUCUCCUGAGCGGGACCUUAUGGUGAUGCAAGGGACGGACGAGAUGGAGGAGGUGACUCUGCAAGCGGAGAUCGGGUCGAUGUCUGAGGAGGAAGAGCAUCUCCACGGCCAGCUGGAAGGGCCCCGGAGAAGGACGUUAGGCGAAAGCUUGGUUGCAAAGCCCGCACCUCAGAAGAAGGCUGACAGAUCUUCUGUGGAGGACUGUCCUAAAGGCGCCUGGACGGGGAGCUGGGUGGCCGACAGGAGCGGCAUUUCGGUGGACGAUUUCACGCCUCCCGCCUCUGGUGCUUGCAAGUUCAUCGGCUCCCUUCACUCCUACAGCUUUUCCUCUAAGCAUACCAGAGAGAGGCCGUCUUUCCCAAAAGAGCAGCUAGAAAGGAAAAGGCCAAAGAGAGAUGUGGAACCAAGCUGCAGUAGCAAUCUCAUGGGACACGAUAAGACUGUAGCUGAAGACUCCCCUACUUCCUCCCUCACCGCAACCCCUCAGAAACCUUCCCAGGGUUUAUCAGCAUCCCCAGCAGACCUGACCCCUCAGCCUGCCGCCGAGGCCGUGAUGGGACGGAAGGGUGACACGGAUGCCAACCCCAUGUCGAUCAACGAGGUGAUCAUGUCAGCCUCGGGAGCCUGCAAGCUCAUCGACUCCCUCCACUCGUACUGUUUCUCCUCCAGGCAAAGCAAAAGCCAGGUGUGCUGCUUGCGUGAACAGGUAGAGAAGAAGAACGGGGAGUUGAAACUGUUGAGGCAGAGGAUCAGCCGCUCAGACAGCCAAGUCAGGAAGCUGAAGGAGAAGCUGGAUGAGCUGAAGAGGAUCAGUAUCCCUUACUUGAACAGCCUGCUGUCCCAGGACUGUGAGACCCCACAGCUGAACCCCGUGAUGGAGCCCCUCUCCUGGAUGCUGGGCACAUGGCUCUCAGACCCACCAGGCGAUGGCACCUUCCCCACCAUGAAGCCAUUCCAGUACCUGGAAGAAGUGCACAUCUCUCACGUGGGGCAGCCUAUGCUCAACUUCUCAUUCAAUGCCUUCCAUCCGGACACCAGGAAACCAAUGCACCGAGAAUGUGGAUUCAUCCGCCUCAAACCUGACACUAAUAAGGUGGCCUUCAUCAGCGCCCAGAACACAGGUCUUGUGGAGGUGGAGGAAGGGGAGGUGAAUGGUCAAGAGCUGUCUAUAGCUUCUCACUCCAUAGCCAGGAUCUCCUUUGCCAAGAAGCCCCAUGUAGAGCAGAUUACCAGAAAAUUCCGUCUCAAUUCGGAUGGGAAGCUAGAACAAACAGUCUCCAUGGCGACCACUACGCAGCCCAUGACACAGCACCUCCACAUCACCUACAAGAAGGUGACACCCUGAUGCCAGGAGAGCUGGGCAAUGUGCCCCAGGAGCAGCAGUGGCUUGGAGAUGUGGGGUGCUGCAGACUGGAGCCGGGUACCUGCGCUCAGCCCCGGCCGUGUGGAGCUGCCCAUGUUGGUGAGAAUGUUAGCGGAUGUUCCUGUAAUGGUAUAUAUAAAAAAAUAAUAAUAAUAAUAAAAGCUUUUAUUUUUA
Coturnix japonica (Japanese quail) is the source of this 2151-nucleotide messenger RNA. It is a transcript of the gene THAP4, whose product is annotated as THAP domain containing 4. The record is from RefSeq and is a predicted model, not a curated record. NCBI's taxonomy places the organism in Eukaryota, Metazoa, Chordata, Aves, Galliformes, Phasianidae.